Messenger RNA from Oryza brachyantha (malo sina), 1156 nucleotides. Its product is annotated as protein YIF1B-like. Gene Ontology annotation, biological process: endoplasmic reticulum to Golgi vesicle-mediated transport. NCBI's taxonomy places the organism in Eukaryota, Viridiplantae, Streptophyta, Magnoliopsida, Poales, Poaceae. The transcript has 5 exons. Bases 138 to 941 code for a protein of 267 amino acids. The record is from RefSeq and is a predicted model, not a curated record. Gene Ontology annotation, cellular component: COPII-coated ER to Golgi transport vesicle; Golgi membrane; endoplasmic reticulum membrane.
GGCCCGACUCGCGAGCGGGCGAGCGUUGUCUUCUUCUUCGCCGGUUCGCUCGACGGCGCUCGCGUUUGCCUCCUCGUCUCCCUCGCCGCCGCGACGCGCCUCCACUGCCGCCGACGAAUCACGCCGCCGCAGUUACCAUGGCAGCAAUGAACAGUGACCUGGGAGGACUGGGAGGCAGACCUGCUCCUUCACAAGCUAACCCUUUUGAAAGUGCUUUAUAUGGAGCUGGACCUGGACUCAUCCGAAGUGGGUUAGGAGCAUAUGGCGAGAAGUUUUUAGGUUCAAGCUCUGAGUUUAUGCAAAGCAAUAUCACUCAGUAUCUAUCCAAUCCUCAGUAUUAUUUUCAAGUCAACAGUCAGUAUGUGAGGAACAAGUUGAAGGUGAUCUUGUUCCCUUUCCUGCACCGGGGACACUGGACAAGGAUAACUGAACCAGUGGGAGGAAGGCUGUCAUACAAACCUCCAAUUCAAGAUAUCAAUGCUCCAGAUCUGUACAUUCCUCUGAUGGCUUUUGGCACAUAUGUUGUAAUUGCUGGAUAUGCGUUGGGUGCUCUUGGGAGGUUUACCCCAGAGGCACUUACUCUACAGUUCACAAAAGGAUUACUUGGCUGGUUUCUGCAAGUAAUCCUGAUCCGAGUUCUACUGUACACACUGGGAAGUGGUGAAGCGCCAUUGCUGGACAUUGUGGCCUAUGCUGGGUAUGGAUUUGCUGGUACAUCACUUGCUAUGCUUGUCCGUGUCUUCUGGAGCCCAUCAUACUAUUUUGUACUGCCGUGGUUCUCAAUCUGCACCGGUGUGUUCCUGGUCAAGACGAUGAAAAGGGUUCUUCUGGGUGCACCAAGGAGCUAUGAGAGGCAUCCCAGUCGGAAUCACUACUUUCUUCUCUUCCUUGCAGUCGUGCAAUUCCCCAUGCUCUUCUGGCUAGGCAACAUCAGCGGGUGAUAUUUCAGUCUUAUUUUAGAACCCUGCAAAACUCAGUUUAUUCAAGGUAUUGCUAUCGGGAAUAGGUUUGAGAUUCAGGCUUAUCUGUCGUUCAUGCUCUUGUGGAGGUGGUAAGUUGCUGGACAAGAAAUUGUAUAACAAAUGACUGUCGUUCACCCAUUUCUGUCUGGCAUCAACUGAGGACCAAUGGAUACACGGAUGUUCUUAUCGUGCAU